Molecule: messenger RNA, 560 nt
Organism: Glossina fuscipes
Lineage: Eukaryota; Metazoa; Arthropoda; Insecta; Diptera; Glossinidae
Exons: 2
Coding region: 264-545 (93 amino acids)
Biological process (GO): maturation of LSU-rRNA from tricistronic rRNA transcript (SSU-rRNA, 5.8S rRNA, LSU-rRNA)
Cellular component (GO): nucleolus
Molecular function (GO): RNA binding
Source: RefSeq, a predicted model, not a curated record
GCCAAAAAAUUUUUAUUUCGUAAUUUUCUUUUGUGAUAAGCACAGUACCAUCAUAAAUGAACGUUUAUUUAGGAACUAUAAAAACGAAUUCACUGAAAAACAUAUAUGUUCGGGUCAGCUUUUUAAAAAUUGUUGUAAAGUGCAUCAAAAUACAACUUUGUGCUCUUCGUACUAAAUAUUACAAAGUAGCUACAGUUUGAAUCACGCAUACAAGUUUGGGUCGCUUGGUGACUAUUUUAUUAAAUAAUUUACUUUAAAUAAAAAUGCCGCCGUAUAAAAGGAAUAAACCCCCGAAAAUUCCUGAACCACCUCAAGAGUCCAGCAGAAACUCUGCAGAAGAUAAAGUGGUAUCUGGCCAGUUAGAGAAAAAGAUAAAAAAACAAAAACGAGCUAGUAAACCGAUUAAGAAUCGUGGAGUUGUAUUUAUUAAGCAUUUACCACAUGGCUUUUUCGAAGAACAAAUGAGACAUUACUUUUCACAAUUUGGCGAUGUUACCCGUUUACGACUGGUGCGCUCGAAACGUACCGGCGGUACGUUUUUUUAGUAACUGUUGAGCGGC